Chenopodium quinoa (quinoa) is the source of this 1308-nucleotide messenger RNA. RefSeq names its product probable calcium-binding protein CML18. Gene Ontology annotation, molecular function: calcium ion binding. The record is from RefSeq and is a predicted model, not a curated record. Lineage: Eukaryota; Viridiplantae; Streptophyta; Magnoliopsida; Caryophyllales; Amaranthaceae. The transcript has a single exon. The coding region runs from base 482 to 946 and encodes 154 amino acids.
CAACUUGGGUCGUGGUUAAACAAAUAGCUUUGUCCACCACUGGAAGGGAACUAAAAAGAAUGAUUCAAUGAUAUAAUCUGUUGCUUACUUGCUUUGUUCAACCAUAACAAUAUGACACAUUAUCACAUCUCUCCAUUUUGAAUAAUUCUGAAAUCAUCCAUUAUUUACAUAAUUAAUAAUAUAAACCCUAACUGUAUAAUAAGAGGCAGCAACAGCACUACUACCCCCAAGGCCCCAACUAACUAAAAAAAAAAAACAGAAAAAAAGAAUCUAAAAAAAUUAAAAAAAAUUGAUAAAUCAUAUGAAAAGAAAGUUGGUUAUUACUCAACCGCGUCUUCCUAAAACCGCGUCUUCUCCAACUAUAAAACAACUCCAUCACUACCUUCCCAAAAAAACCUUUUAAUCUCCCCUUUUUCUCUCUCCUCUCCUCAACUUUCUCUCUCCUCUCAACCCUCACUUUCUCUCUCCUCUCGUCUCAUCAAUGUCGAAAAACUCUACUUCAAAUUCAAAUCCUCAGAGAAAAUCUCAAACAGAAAUCGAGAUAAUCUUCCAGAAAUUCGACAAAAACGGCGACGGAAAGAUCUCGGCGUCGGAACUUAAAUCUCUUUUACAAGCCCUAGGAUCGGAAACACCGCCAGAAGAAGUGAAGAAGAUGAUGGAUGAGAUGGACAAAGACGGCGACGGUUUCGUCGAUCUAACUGAAUUCUCCGAGUUUCACGCCGGAUCUGGCGGCAAUGCCGGCUCCACUAAGGAACUUCAAGAAGCUUUCAGUUUAUACGAUAAAGAUGGCAACGGUAAGAUUUCAGCGCGUGAGUUAUACGAUGUUUUGAAGAGUUUAGGUGAGAAAUGUUCAUUGAAAGAUUGUAAGAAGAUGAUUCAGUCUGUUGAUGCUGAUGGUGAUGGUCAUGUCGAUUUCGAGGAGUUUAAGAAGAUGAUGGCCGCUUGAUUCAUUGAUUGAAUUGAUCGAUGAAAUCGUUCGUUAUUCUAGAGAGAGAAAGAAGAAGAUUAAUUGUGUAUAGGUGAUGAUUUUUAAUUUUAAUUUUAAUUACUACUUUUUUUUAAGUGUAAUUUUUUGAUUGUUAAUUAGUGGUUAAAUAUACUACUGCUAGUUAAUGGUUUCUUAAUUAACGUUUUUUAGGGAUUUAAGAAGGGAAAAGUAUUCUUGUGAAUACACUUUGCUUGCUAACUGGUUUUAGUUUAAUUUCUCAUUUUAAUUCGUAAUACUCUUUUGUUUAUUUUAUUCUAAUUGUGGAGUUAUUCUAUUUAGAUUCAGUUAGGUUUUCUUUAAUCAAUUGAUCAAUUUCUAAA